Messenger RNA from Aureobasidium musti, 1131 nucleotides. Lineage: Eukaryota; Fungi; Ascomycota; Dothideomycetes; Dothideales; Saccotheciaceae. The record is from the annotation of a GenBank genome assembly.
AUGACAAGUGCAGCAACGGAGAGGGAACUCGACAAGUGGAGAUUAUGGGGUAUCAACAAGUUCCUCGAAUCAUAUUCUUCCCUGUCACUGAAGCAGGAAAGAACGNACGAUCCUCCAACUCUUGGUCUAGUCGGAUCGAUAUGCCACAAAAGCGAGGAUGAGGUCAAAGAACUCUUAAAAGACGCCCGCUCUUCACUCAAGGACAUGGACAUCAGAUGGGCCAUAUUUGGAGCUUGCGAGUUUCUCAAUCAAGUCCCAUUGCGAACUUCCAAAGAGAAUGGGCGUGUGCUACUCAAGCAUAGCGACGUUNUUCACACAUUCAGGAAGAAGGAGUCUCAGGGCAUCAAGCUGCAUACUGAAGCUGCUGAUGCUUAUUUGCGUUUUAUCAAGGUCAGGAAACUCAACAAUCUGCCAAUGCCUCGAUUUACCAAAAAUUACAUGCAUGCGGAAUCGAUGGAGUACACACCCAGAUUUGGCCAAGGAUCAGGACUGGACGCUGGCGCCAGCUUACCAGUGUUUGAUAUCCUUCUGUUUACAAGCUCCGACCUUUUCAGGCAGGUUGGUGCAGAGACGACAGAGCUUAUACCGAGGGUUCCAAGGACACUCUUCGAAUUGAUCAAACAUACAAGCUACGAAGACUAUCAAGCAAGCAGUCAAGGCUGGGACGACGAGAACAAGCUAGCUGAGAUGGAGGAUGAUGAUAUGCGCUACCUAAUCGUUCGACUUAAAGAUGCUCAAUUGCCCGAAUCCGAGAAGCGAUGGAGCAAAGAUUCAGACCUGGACGAAUCAAUCAUCGGCUUUCUGUCGUUCAUGAUCACUCAAGAAGAGGAAGAGAAUGUCGUCUACAUCUACGAAAUACACAUCUCCGAGCACUUCCGGAAUUGUGGUGUAGGACGACAUCUCUUCAACAUGGUCGAGCACAUUGGUGGAGCCACUGGUAUGGACAAAGCAAUGCUCACUGUCUUCAAACGCAAUGCGCACGCGCGAAGAUGGUACGACUCACGCGGGUACGAGGUGGAUGAGAUCAGCCCCAGACCAAGGAAACUUAGGGGAGGGAGAUCCAUCGAACCUGAUUAUGAGAUUCUGAGCAAGCAUCUCCAGGAACAACCAACCAAGAAGAACAAAUUAUGA